AUGAAAGCUCAGACACCAGACGACUUUGACAUUCUAGCGUACAUCAACCCAUUGAUUGGUUGCAGCAAUGGUGGGAAUGUCUUCUCUGGAGCAUCACUUCUAUAUGGCAUGGCGGAGGCCGUCGCUGACAUCGAUAGCUGCGAGAGGCAAGGAGGGUUUACCAUGGACGGCGCCAAUGUUGCUGGCCUCAGCAUGAUGCAUGACAGCGGAACUGGUGGUAAUCCAAACCUUGGAAACUUUCCAAUCUUCCCGUAUACCUCUUGCCCCAAAAACGAUAUUAAUCGAUAUGUUUUCUCUAAGAGAGACCGCGCGGCCUUUGAGAGCUUCGACAAUGCUACUGUGUUUGCGAAGCCCGGAACGUUUGGCAUCACGCUAGAUAGCGGCAUCGAAACUGAAAUGACCACAACACAUGCUUCUCUCUUCCGCUUUACCUUCCCGAAAAAUUAUGAUGUUUACAGGAACUGGAUGGCCCAGCAAUUGCUAAUUCUGCAGAACACGACAGAGCUCUCCGACUCCAGACAGGGCAAUGCCACCAUAAUCGUCAACCCUGAAACAGGUCGUAUCACCGGCAGUGCUCGCUUUCUUCCUAGCUUUGGUUCGGGAAGUUAUGUGUUGCACUUUCGCACCGACUUCAGGGGUGCUGGCAUCUUUGACAGCGGCAUCUUCGUCGAUAGCCGCGCCAAUACAGUUGUCAAACUCUAA
Molecule: messenger RNA, 702 nt
Organism: Thermochaetoides thermophila DSM 1495
Lineage: Eukaryota; Fungi; Ascomycota; Sordariomycetes; Sordariales; Chaetomiaceae
Exons: 1
Coding region: 1-702 (233 amino acids)
Biological process (GO): glycoprotein catabolic process; protein deglycosylation; protein quality control for misfolded or incompletely synthesized proteins
Cellular component (GO): cytosol; nucleus
Molecular function (GO): carbohydrate binding; peptide-N4-(N-acetyl-beta-glucosaminyl)asparagine amidase activity
Source: RefSeq, a predicted model, not a curated record